ACGAAAAAUGGUUUGAACCCUAAAUGAAUUGAAUUAAAUCGAAAGCAGAGUGAGAUCCGAAUUAGAGGCAUUGAGGACCCAAACAAACAACAUCACUGCCUAAUACCACUCACUCACUCACUCCAAUCUCUCUUCACCAUCUUGCAAUGGCUGACGAGGAACCUGUGGACCAGAAGAGAUAUCUCGAAGACUCUUGCAAACCGAAGUGUGUGAAACCAUUACUUGAAUAUCAGGCAUGUGUAAAAAGGAUACAAGGUGAUGAAACUGGGCAGAAACAUUGUACUGGACAAUAUUUUGAUUAUUGGGCUUGCAUCGACAAAUGUGUUGCAACAAAGCUAUUCUCCAAACUGAAGUAAUAGGGGCAAAUUUCAUGGAAUAUCAUUAUUGCGUUCUGUUCUUGUUUCAUUCCUAAAUAACUGUCUCUAAACACUUGAUUUUGUAUCCAAGCUAUAUUCCCUGUACGGUUGUUAUUGUGAUUACUGAGAAAUUUUGAGCCCAUGAAGGCCUAGAAAUAUAAUUAAUAAGAACAUUUAUCCAAAUUGUAACUCUUGUGAUUUGGAAAAACGUUUUCUGGUAUGGAUUGUGUAAAACAUGAGUAAUUUCUGUGUGGUCACACCUAUCUA
Messenger RNA from Cicer arietinum (chickpea), 623 nucleotides. Its product is annotated as cytochrome b-c1 complex subunit 6-1, mitochondrial-like. Gene Ontology annotation, biological process: mitochondrial electron transport, ubiquinol to cytochrome c. Gene Ontology annotation, cellular component: respiratory chain complex III. The record is from RefSeq and is a predicted model, not a curated record. NCBI's taxonomy places the organism in Eukaryota, Viridiplantae, Streptophyta, Magnoliopsida, Fabales, Fabaceae.